Molecule: messenger RNA, 1065 nt
Organism: Aspergillus saccharolyticus JOP 1030-1
Lineage: Eukaryota; Fungi; Ascomycota; Eurotiomycetes; Eurotiales; Aspergillaceae
Product: mitogen-activated protein kinase
Exons: 5
Coding region: 1-1065 (354 amino acids)
Biological process (GO): intracellular signal transduction; protein phosphorylation
Cellular component (GO): nucleus; cytoplasm
Molecular function (GO): ATP binding; MAP kinase activity
Source: RefSeq, a predicted model, not a curated record
AUGGUGCAGCAAAUGCCCCCUCAAGGAGGAUCGCGCAAGAUCUCCUUUAACGUCUCAGAUCAGUAUGAGAUUCAAGAUGUCAUCGGAGAGGGCGCCUAUGGCGUUGUUUGCUCGGCUGUUCACAAGCCGUCCGGCCAGAAAGUCGCCAUCAAGAAGAUCACACCGUUCGACCAUUCCAUGUUCUGUCUACGAACCCUACGUGAGAUGAAGCUUCUGCGGUAUUUCAACCACGAAAACAUUAUUUCUAUCUUGGAUAUUCAGCGCCCUCGGAACUAUGAGAGCUUCAACGAAGUGUACCUGAUUCAGGAAUUGAUGGAGACGGAUAUGCACCGUGUCAUCCGUACCCAAGACCUCUCCGACGACCACUGCCAAUAUUUCAUUUACCAGACCCUACGCGCGCUGAAAGCUAUGCACUCGGCGAACGUUCUUCACCGUGAUCUCAAGCCCUCUAACCUCCUUCUGAAUGCCAACUGUGAUCUGAAAGUCUGUGACUUUGGACUUGCUCGGUCGGCCGCAUCGACUGAUGACAACUCGGGUUUCAUGACGGAAUACGUGGCUACCCGGUGGUACCGUGCGCCGGAGAUUAUGUUGACGUUCAAGGAAUACACCAAGGCGAUCGAUGUGUGGAGUGUGGGCUGUAUUCUGGCUGAAAUGCUGAGCGGAAAGCCCCUAUUCCCCGGAAAGGACUAUCACCACCAACUGACCCUCAUCCUCGAUGUCCUUGGAACGCCAACCAUGGAAGACUACUACGGUAUCAAGUCCCGCCGGGCUCGAGAGUACAUCCGAUCGCUUCCUUUCAAAAAGAAGAUUCCCUUCCGCGCCAUGUUCCCCAAGAGCAAUGAUCUUGCCUUGGAUCUUCUGGAGAAGCUCCUCGCUUUUAACCCCGCCAAGCGAAUCACCGUGGAAGAAGCGCUGCGUCACCCAUACUUGGAGCCGUAUCACGAUCCGGAAGAUGAACCCACGGCGCCACCGAUUCCGGAGGGGUUCUUUGAUUUUGACAAGAACAAGGAUGCGUUGAGCAAGGAGCAGUUGAAGCUUUUGAUCUAUGAAGAGAUCAUGCGGUAA